UUGUCAUUUCACGCAGAAGAUGCUCCUGGCGUAGCCUAUGUUUUUCCAUUCUUUUUUUACGCGGACGCAUUGAUUUUUGUCUUGUGCGAGAUGACGGGCGUUUUGACCCUGUGAUGUCUCGGUGUUCUCUCGCAGAAAAGAGGGGGAUGUUUUCACAGUGUACCUCGCUCCUGCCACCUGAGCCACUUAUCUGCGGGCGGGAGGCGAACGAAUUAAACUCAAGCAGAGCGUCCACUGGUCAAUAACGCAGGUGUAUUUGUGGCGCACUGGAAUCCACGACGCACACUGAACCGAGCGUCUAACCUGCGCUUUACAAGAGACCCGGGGGGUGUUGGCCUAUGAAUGGGACCGCACCGUGCCCGCUGCAGCUGCCUCUGCCCCUUCUGCGACUAUGAGGUUCCCGGCCGCCAUUUUGAAUGCACUGGCCCGUGGCUUGCGAGAACAGGGAGGGCGGGGCGGGAGGCAGAGGACGAGGUGGCGGCAGUGGGGGCAUGUCUCCGCCGUUCAAGAUCGCGGUGCUGGGAGCGCAGGGUGUGGGCAAGACCGCCAUCGUGCGCCGCUUCCUCUGCGAUGACUACAGCGAGACGCCCUCGCCCAACCACGCCCGCCGAGUGUACCUGUCAGCGGCCGUCCUCAACGGACACGUGCACGACCUCCAGAUCACCGACUACCCCGCCAUUCCUGCCUUCCCCGGCAGCAGUCUACAGGAAUGGACGGACUCCUGUUGCAGAGGAAUCCGCAGCGCCCAUGUCUACAUCCUGGUUUACGACAUCUGCUGCUUUGACAGUUUCGAAUACGUCAAGACCAUGCGCCAGCAAAUCCUAGAGACCAGGGUGCUGGGCACGGCGGAGACACCCAUCCUGAUCGUGGGGAACAAGCGGGACCUGCAGCGCGGGCGGGUCAUCCCCCGGCACAACGUGUCGGACCUGGUGCGCAAGAGCUGGAAGUGCGGCUACGUGGAGUGCUCGGCCCACUUCAACUGGCACAUCCUGCUGCUGUUCAGCGAGGCCCUGCGCAGCGUGGGCUGCAGCCGCUGCAAGCACGUCCACGCCACCAUCCGCUUCCAGAGGGCUCUGCGCCGGGAGCGCUGCGUCCUCAUGUGA
Messenger RNA from Conger conger (European conger), 1103 nucleotides. RefSeq names its product ras-like protein family member 10B. The record is from RefSeq and is a predicted model, not a curated record. The coding region runs from base 417 to 1103 and encodes 228 amino acids. The transcript has 4 exons. Gene Ontology annotation, molecular function: GTPase activity; GTP binding. NCBI's taxonomy places the organism in Eukaryota, Metazoa, Chordata, Actinopteri, Anguilliformes, Congridae.